AUGUAUAAGGGAUAUGUUCACGAAACAGUAAUCUAUAAAAACAACGAUUCCGACGUCGUGGAAAUUAAAGCGAAAUGCUACCGAUCGAUGCGCAAGUCACAGCCCCCUCAUAAAAUUAAUUUAAUCAUCUCCCCACCAACCCAACAAGACGACGGUAGAAAGAAUCGCAUUACAGAAAGCACUUGCAGUUGUGUUGCAGGAUUCACACCUCCAACCAAAGAAGAAAUUGACCUGCUUAGGAGCUGUGCAUCAACCCCUCUCGCGUUUCUCCUGGAUGCACAUCGCCUUUCUACAGAAGCUACAUCAUAUGGCAGAUCUCAUGAAAUACAAAGGAAAAAAGCUUACUGUGACAUAAUGAAUGUUCACAUUCAUGACUGUGGCCUUGUAGUUAACCCACAAUUUUCAUUUCUGGGAGCCAGUCCUGAUGAAAAGAUUUGUGAUGAACUACUCUGUGGUGUUCUUGAGGUUAAGUGCCCAUAUGCAGCCAGGGACAUGACAGCGAAAGAGGAAAUUUUGAAGGUUAAAAACUUCUGCCUCAAACAAGAAGGAGAAAUAAUUCUGAAUCCAAAGCAUGUUUACUAUUAUCAAGUCCAAGGGCAACUAAUGGUUACUGGAGCUCCAUUUUGUGAUUUUGUUGUUUUUACCAAGAAGGACGUUCACAUUCAACGAAUUUUGCCAGACAAGAAUUUCAUGUCUGAAAUGCUUUUAACUUUGGCAAAGUUUUAUGCAGUACAUGCCAUGCCUUUCUUAAACCUAUCUUGA
Messenger RNA from Asterias rubens (European starfish), 762 nucleotides. RefSeq lists its product as uncharacterized. The coding region runs from base 1 to 762 and encodes 253 amino acids. The record is from RefSeq and is a predicted model, not a curated record. Lineage: Eukaryota; Metazoa; Echinodermata; Asteroidea; Forcipulatida; Asteriidae. The transcript has 4 exons.